Molecule: messenger RNA, 1356 nt
Organism: Aspergillus chevalieri
Lineage: Eukaryota; Fungi; Ascomycota; Eurotiomycetes; Eurotiales; Aspergillaceae
Gene: FBP26
Product: bifunctional nucleoside/nucleotide kinase/histidine phosphatase family protein
Exons: 3
Coding region: 1-1356 (451 amino acids)
Biological process (GO): fructose metabolic process; fructose 2,6-bisphosphate metabolic process
Cellular component (GO): cytosol
Molecular function (GO): fructose-2,6-bisphosphate 2-phosphatase activity; 6-phosphofructo-2-kinase activity; ATP binding
Source: RefSeq, a predicted model, not a curated record
AUGUCGUUCAGCAGCACGCGCAGUGAGCGAGGGCACAAGAGUUAUUUCGCCAGCUCAGAUGACACGAAGAUCUGUGUUGUCAUGGUUGGCCUUCCUGCCAGAGGCAAGAGUCUCAUAGCUGGGAAGGCAAUGCGGUAUCUUGCCUGGGUGGGCAUUCCCGCUCGGGUAUUUAACGUCGGCAAAUAUCGUCGGCAUAACACACCCCAGCCCUCGGCCAAGUUCUUCGAACCUCACAAUGAGGAAGGGGAGAAAAUGAGGCGAGCUGCCGCAGAGGCUGCAGUAUCCGACAUGCUUGCCUGGUUCCGAGAAGAUCAAGGUGUCGUUGCCAUUCUCGAUGCCACCAACUCGACAAGGGAACGACGCCGGUGGAUCUACGAGUCCUGCGAGAGGGAGAAUGUUGAGACCUUGUUCGUCGAGUCAACAUGCGACGAUGAGGAGGUCAUUAUGAACAACAUCCUCGAGGUCAAAACCACGUCUCCGGAUUACAAGGGUCAGGAUCCCGAGAUGGCUGCGCUUGAUUUCCGCACUCGUAUCCGGAACUACGAGCAGGUUUACGAAACCAUUGAUGAGAACGAGAAGCAUUACACCUAUGUCAAGCUUAUAAAUGUCGGCUCCACCGUCAUCAUCAACCAAAUCAAGGACUAUUUGUCAAGUCGGUUGGUCUACUAUAUCCAAAACCUUCAUAUCAAGCCGCGCUCGAUUUGGCUCUCUCGUCAUGGAGAAUCCGAGUACAAUCUGGUUGGAAAGAUUGGUGGUGAUUCCAGCAUUUCCGAACGGGGAGAAGCUUACGCCAAAGCCCUCCCUGAACUCAUGCGCAAGUCUGGAUAUCCUCCUAACACCAAGAUUGUCAUCUGGACUUCGACCUUGAAACGUACGAUCCAGACUGCUCGUCACCUGGCAGGCACACCGGGCUUUGGGAAAUUGGAAUGGAAAGCGCUUGAUGAACUUGAUUCUGGUGUUUGCGAUGGCCUGACCUAUAAGGACAUUGCUGACCAAUACCCCGAGGACUUUGCGGCGCGUGACGAAGACAAAUAUAACUACCGUUACCGGGGCGGAGAGUCUUACCGUGAUGUCGUUAUUCGCCUCGAGCCUAUCAUCAUGGAGCUGGAGCGCAGUGAGAACGUCAUUAUCGUCACUCAUCAAGCCGUCCUACGUUGCAUCUAUGCCUACUUUCUCAAUACUCCUCAAGAGCAAAGCCCGUGGAUGGAGGUUCCUCUUCACACGUUAAUCAAGCUUACUCCUCGUGCGUACGGAACGGAAGAGCAGCGCUUCAAGGCCGACAUUCCAGCAGUAUCCACCUGGCGUGGCAAGGGUACUUCCGCACACCACCAGGAGUUCCCUGCUGAUCAGAAAUGA